AUGACGGAGGCGUUGCAGCGGAUGACCAACGACGACCAGAGCCAGUUCCGCGGUAUCCAGGGGCCGGCCAUGCAGGCGAUCCAGCAUGGGGUGAGCCCCGUGGUCGUCGUGAUGCCGACGGGCGGGGGGAAGAGCAUGUUGUUCAUGUUACCGGCAUGGGUCAGCGGCGGGCUAACGGUGGUCGUCGUCCCAUUGAUUGCUUUACGCCAGGACUUGCAGCAGCGAUGCGCGGUGGCCGGCAUCUCGUGCGUCGAAUGGGAGAGCCGGCGGCCGCCCGACGAGGCGGCCAUUGUACUCGUCACGCCCGAAUCCGCGUUGAGUGAGGAUUUCAUCACGUUUUUGAACCGACAGCAGGUCAUGAAACGGUUGGACCGCAUUGUGAUUGAUGAAUGCCACAUCGUAUUGAAUCAGCAGCGUGAUUUCCGGCCCAUGAUGCAGCAGCUUGGACGAUUGAUGAUCGCACGGACGCAGGUGGUUUUGUUGACGGCGACAUUGCCGCCCAGCUUAGAGGACCGAUUAUGGCAGCGCAUGCGAUGGUCCCGGGAGCAGGUCAGCUUGUUCCGUGGUCGAACCAGCCGGACCAACGUGGCAUAUCGUUUGUGGCGUCCGAUCAUUGAGCGGGAGUACAAUGGGCCCCAUCGUUGGAUCCAGAUGGAUCAUAUCGCAGCAUUCAUCCGGGACCGCAUCCGACGAUCGCGGGGCGGGCGCACCAUUGUGUACGCGCAUAUCGUCGAACAUGUCACGACGAUGGCGGAGAUACUUGGGUGCGAGGCGUAUUACCAUGACCAGCUUGAUAAGGCCGGCGUCUUAGAGCGGUUUCGCAGCCAGCCCCACGGGGUGGUCGUGGCGACGAGUACAUUAGGGAUGGGAGUCGACAUCCCCGACAUCCGCAGCAUCAUCCAUUUGGGGCGACCACGAACGUUGCUGGAUUACGCGCAGGAGAGCGGGCGCGCAGGUCGGGACGGUCAGGCGAGCGAGGCGAUCAUCAUCCAGCCCGACGGGGACACGCCGUCCGCGGAGCAGCAGCGGGUAGAUGCAUAUAUGUCAGCCAGUCCAUGCCGGCGGGUCGUUUUGGACGGGUAUUUGGAUGGCGUGGUAGAUGGAUACCAGCGAUCCCAUUGUGGGGAUCACGAUUAUGGUUCGGUCACCAGUGAGGCACGAUGUGAUGGGUGCGACCCCGAUUGGCAGGUGAUAGAAGAGCAGGAAUCCAGCGAAGCUGCCAGUCCGAGAACCAGCCCAGAAGCCAGCCCAGAAGCCAGCCCAGAAGCCAGCCCAGAAGCCAGCCCAGAAGCCAGCCCAGAAGCCAGCCCAGAAGCCAGCCCAGAAGCCAGCCCAGAAGCCAGCGAGACGGCCAGCAGUAUUGAUUCCGAGAGCUUACAGUCACAGGCACCAUGGGAGAGCCCCAUUCAUGAUCACAUACAGACCAUGGCGGCCGGCACAGGAUCCAGUCAUCACAUACAGACCAUGGCGGCCGGCACAGGAUCCAGUCAUCACAUACAGACCAUGGCGGCCGGCACAGGAUCCAGUCAUCACAGGCAGACCAUGGCAGCCAGCGCAGAAUCCAAUGACCACAGAGGUAUUCCAUUUGGGGUCCGGCAACAGUUCCAGCAGCAGGAAAUUGAUCGCGCACGCAUGUCCGAGCAGCAUCAGCAGGCGCGGCAGCAGGAACUGACAGACGAAGAGUUUUUAAUGCAGCAGGCGCGGGAAUGGCAGGAUCGUUGUUGGAUUUGUGCGCAGGAAGGCCGGAAUGCUGAGCACGAAUUAUACCAUUGUGCCCAGCCCAGUAGCCAGCAGGCGCGGGAUUGGAUGAUUCGAGUCCGGCGGCGGGUCCAGUACGCGCGAUAUACCAGUUGUUUCCAAUGUGGGAUGCCACAGACAUUAUGCUCCGGGUGGUCCAGUGGGGAAUGCGCGCACCGCGGAUUAUUAUACGCGAUGGUUGGGAUGAUGUUGUUUGGAGGCCCCAAGCAGGAGCAGGUCCAGCGAUUAUGGGAGCAGCGAUUAGCUGAGCAGGGGGUGAGUGCACAGGAUGAGCCGCAGGUGACAGCGUUUUUAGGGCAACGCAGUACCCAGGGGUGGGAGAAGCAUACGGAGUUAGUUCGUGCAUUCAUAUGGUUGCGGCGGAUAUAUCAUGAGGUUGGGAUGUAG
Molecule: messenger RNA, 2145 nt
Organism: Penicillium lagena
Lineage: Eukaryota; Fungi; Ascomycota; Eurotiomycetes; Eurotiales; Aspergillaceae
Exons: 3
Coding region: 1-2145 (714 amino acids)
Biological process (GO): double-strand break repair via homologous recombination
Cellular component (GO): chromosome; cytoplasm
Molecular function (GO): ATP binding; four-way junction helicase activity; nucleic acid binding
Source: RefSeq, a predicted model, not a curated record